GAGAGGGGGAGGGGGUUGAGAAUGCAGAAGAAGCAACAGCUUGAGAUUUCUAGGGAACCGGACGAAAGGCAAGUCUGAGCAGCUCCUACAAGAUAAUGAAGUACAGAGGGAAGGAUGAGGUGGAGAAGCAUGGAAAAAUAACAAAGAUGCCUUAAGGGAACAUAGUGGCCAAGAAAGGAGCGGAGGAAUUUGUUCUUGUGCGAGACAAGAAGACGAGAAGAAAGUGGGCUGGUAGAUUAAGAGAAGAGAAGAGAAAAGCAGCAGAGAAGUGAUAAAAAGCCAGGCCUGUCAGUGGAGAAAAGAGAGGGAAAAAGAGAGCAAGUGGCAGUUAAAUUAAGAGGAGGGAGGGAGGGUGAGGAGAUUAACAGUCUGAGAGAAAAAGAGAGAGAGAGAGAGAGAGAGUAAAGAAAAGGGUGCAGUCGUCAAGAAACAGACUCUGGGAUAAAAUAAGGAGAGGACGGCAGAGCACAAGAGGAAGUCGCUGGCAGCAGGAACAUCCGCAUUUAAAUGAGAGUUUACAAGCAUGUCAGCGGCUAUGUGUGCGCCAAAGCUUGUGUGUGAGAGUGCAUGCGCGUUAUGAGGACUCUUAUGCUGUGGCUCCUUCCUGUCAUCCUUCUGUGUUCCUUCUGCAGUGUGGCCUUCUGGAUAUUCCUCUCUAACAAUAAUGUAAUCCCUCAACCUUCAUCUAGGAUUCCUCAAAAAAGCUCAGAAACAAAAUCUUGCAAGGGAUGCAGCAAAGACAAUGUAUUAAUUGCCAAGGCACUGGAGAACUACUCACACAAAUGGAAAAGACAUGAGGCAAACUUUAAAAAAUUCAGGUCAUUACUGAGUAGCAAAUGCCAUGCUGUGUCAAAGGCUGUGGUCACACAGAAUAACACCCCUCUGGGGUCAAAUGUUAUCUAUGAUGGAGAGAGGAGAAAGCCGCUACAGGUGACACAAGCCCUGUUCAACAUCUUAGCUAAGGAGCAGCCCUUUGGAAAUGCAACAUGGGAGUCAUGUGCUGUGGUGGGGAAUGGAGGUAUUUUGGCCAACAGCAGCUGCGGAGAAGAAAUUAAUUCAGCCCAGUUUGUCAUUAGAUGCAACCUUCCGCCAUUGGAUAACAGAUAUGAGAAAGAUGUGGGCAACAAAACCAACCUGGUGACUGCAAAUCCCAGCAUCCUCCAUGAGAAGUACAGUGGACUGAUGGAGCGCCGUCGUCCAUUUGUGGAAAGCCUUCGUCCUUAUGGACAAGCCUUAUUGCUGUUGCCAGCCUUUUCCUACGGUCACAACACACCUGUAUCCCUGCGUGCCUUUUACACACUGGAGGACUUUGGCAGCAACAACCUGCUGCCCAUUUUCCUGAAUCCAGAAUACUUGAGGAGGUUGUCGAAGUUUUGGCGUGAGAGAGGCCUUAACUCUGUUCGUCCCAGCACAGGACUCAUCAUGGCCAGCUUAGCACUAGAAAUCUGUUCGAACGUCCAUUUGUAUGGUUUUUGGCCCUUCAAUAAACAUCCAAAUGACAGUCGGCCAAUCACCAACCAUUACUACGAUGAUCGGGAGAGCAAGAAGAAUGUGCAUUCUAUGCCAACCGAAUUUGAACAUUUAUUAAAACUUCACAAGCAAGGUGUGAUUCGUAUACAUCUGGGCGAGUGUCAACCCACUCAUAGUUAAAAGGCCUUGCCUGCAGUGUACUGCACACCCCUAAAGAAUACCUCACAGUUUGAUUAAGGACUACAACAGGCCACCUGGAUGGGUGUCUGGAAAGACACAGCUGUGAAUGCGCACUGAAUUGAUAUUGCCUAUAUUGCUGUGCACAUUUGCUCAAAGCAGCAGCCAUGACCAUGCACAAAAAAAAAAAAAAAGUCAUGUUUUUUAAGUUACUUUGACAUAAUCUUGCACACAAAAAUAGCUGAAAGUGAAUGUAAUUGUUUUAGCCUUGGUAUACUGUGAAAUAAUUUAAUUAAGAAAAUGACUUCUAGAGCAGCACCCCUAAACACUCCUUAAGCAGACUUGCCUUAGUCAGCUUUUAACAUGCUCGCUGUUGGUGCUCUUCCAGCUCGGUUGCAUUCAUCACACAAGUGCCAGUUUGUCCUCUUUAGCAGUGAAUGUGAAUUUGAUCUCAGGUGUGCAGAAAUAGCUGUAACAGGACUCAGAUCUCAGCUAGGAGAUCGCAGAAAUGUCUGGAUGAUUGGAAACACGAGACUACAUUUACACUGAGAAAAAAUAGGAAGCAUGAAUGUGGGUUAGCACAUACACACAUUAGCACUCUCAUAUAUUACUGAGAGUAAAAAUACGAGUUGUAAAAGCUGGCAAUAGUGGCAAAUUUCAAAUGUGCCAAUUCUGAAUGGCCGGUCUGAGCACAGACAGCAAUCACUGUAAGUAACUGUAAGUAAGUAAAACUAUUAAAUAUCAA
Molecule: messenger RNA, 2392 nt
Organism: Onychostoma macrolepis
Lineage: Eukaryota; Metazoa; Chordata; Actinopteri; Cypriniformes; Cyprinidae
Gene: st8sia6
Product: ST8 alpha-N-acetyl-neuraminide alpha-2,8-sialyltransferase 6
Exons: 7
Coding region: 568-1650 (360 amino acids)
Biological process (GO): oligosaccharide metabolic process; N-glycan processing
Molecular function (GO): alpha-N-acetylneuraminate alpha-2,8-sialyltransferase activity
Source: RefSeq, a predicted model, not a curated record